Budorcas taxicolor (takin) is the source of this 3294-nucleotide messenger RNA. It is a transcript of the gene TMEM43, whose product is annotated as transmembrane protein 43. NCBI's taxonomy places the organism in Eukaryota, Metazoa, Chordata, Mammalia, Artiodactyla, Bovidae. Gene Ontology annotation, biological process: nuclear membrane organization. The coding region runs from base 160 to 1362 and encodes 400 amino acids. The transcript has 12 exons. Gene Ontology annotation, cellular component: nuclear inner membrane. The record is from RefSeq and is a predicted model, not a curated record.
CCCGGGCUCCCUGGGCGGGGGCUCUGUGGCGCGUCCCGGGCCCCGGGUUGCGCCGCUGCCCGCCGCUCUCGGGCGGGCGAGAGGUCGCCGACUCAGUGCUGCGGCGUAAACCCGACCCCGCGCGGAGCCGAGCGAGGCGGGCGGCGACCGGGCCCCACCAUGGCCGCGAACUAUUCUAGUACGAGUAACAAGAAAGAGCACGUCAGAAUCACAAACAAGCCCCAGCCAGGCUUCUUGGAGCGGCUGAGCGAGACCUCGGGUGGGAUGUUUGUGGGGCUCAUGACCUUCCUGGUCUCCUUCUACUUAAUCUUCACCAAUGAGGGCCGCGCGUUGAAGACGGCGACCUCGCUGGCCGAGGGGCUCUCGCUGGUGGUGUCUCCCAGCAGCAUCCACAGCGUGGCUCCGGAGAAUGAGGGGAGGCUGGUGCACAUCAUCGGGGCCCUGCGGACGUCCAAGCUCCUGUCUGAUCCUAACUACGGGGUCCACCUCCCGGCCGUGAAGCUGCGGCGGCAUGUGGAGAUGUAUCAGUGGGUGGAGACAGAGGAGUCCAGGGAGUACACGGAGGACGGGCAGGUGAAGACGGAGAGGAAGUACUCCUACAACACAGAAUGGAGGUCGGAGAUCGUCAACAGCAGAAACUUUGACCGAGAGAUUGGCCACAAAAACCCCAGCGCGAUGGCCGUGGAGUCGUUCACCGCAACAGCUCCCUUCGUCCAGAUCGGCAGGUUUUUCCUCUCGGCGGGGCUCAUCGACAAAGUGGACAACUUCAAGACGCUGAGCCUGUCUAAGCUGGAGGACCCGCAUGUGGACAUCAUUCGCCGGGGGGACUAUUUCUACCACAGUGAAAACCCCAAGUACCCCGAGGUUGGGGAUCUGCGCGUCUCCUUCUCCUACGCGGGGCUGAGCAGCGACGACCCCAACCUGGGCCCGGCUCACGUGGUCACCGUGAUUGCCCGGCAGCGAGGCGACCAGCUGGUCCCCUACGCCACCAAGUCGGGGGACACCCUGCUUCUCCUGCACCACGGGGACUUCUCGGCAGAGGAGGUGUUUCGUCGGGAACAGAAGAGCAACUCGCUGAAGACGUGGGGCCUGCGGGCGGCCGGCUGGGUGGCCAUGUUCAUGGGCCUCAACCUCAUGACACGGAUCCUCUACACGCUGGUGGACUGGUUCCCCAUCUUCCGAGACCUGGUCAACAUCGGCCUGAAGGCCUUCGCCUUCUGCGUGGCCACCUCACUGACCUUGCUGACCGUGGCCGCCGGCUGGCUCUUCUACCGGCCCCUGUGGGCGCUCGGCAUCGCUGGCCUGGCCCUGGUGCCCAUCAUCGUUGCUCGGACUCGGGUGCCGGCCAAGAAGCUGGAGUGAGCGGGUGCAGCGCCCGCAGACACCCCCGCGCCUCAGACCCAGGCCGCCCUCCCCUGAGCCGCCUGGGUCUUGGAUUCCACACGCGCCCCGCCCCAGCCACACACACGGGCGGCGGGUUGGUGUCCGUCAGUUAGCCCCUCACGCCCCUUCUUGCCGCGGGCAGCUUUGCUGGCAGGAGGCAGCUCCCGUCUGGCAGCGUGGCCUCCGCCCUCCGCUUGUCUCCUUUUCUCUCUGGGCACCGCGUGGCCGCCUGUAUCUCUUAGCUGAUGUCUGUAGAGGUGGUGGCGCUCAGACCAGAGACGGUGCCAGGACCCGCCACUGCCACACCAGGGUCCAGGACAGGGUGGCCUGGGCACCACAAACCUGCUCUGCGUGACUCAGCUCGGUGCUCAGAGGGCCACGGGGUGUCUCGAUGAGUGUGGACGUCUGUCCGGCUUCGCACGCAUGUUGCAGUUUGGCAGAAUCCUUUUGGUGUGCAGGACCUUCCGAAGGUCUGGUUACUUAAUGUUUCUUAUCGCUUCGUGUCUCUGCAUGAAACUCCCUGACAAGGGGAUUGUUUGGGGGGUUGUUAAGUGGGGGUUGUUUGAAAUAAGACUUAAAAAACAAAACCCCUCCUGAAUGAUUCAUAUCUCAGACUGUUACACGAAAGCCCUCUGUGACCUGUCUGUUGAAGUCAGUUCAGAGCAUGGAAGGUUCGGUGGGGCUGUGACUUACCUGGUUGAGGAAGUUACCCGUCCGUAUUCUGGGCCCCUGGGAAGGUUUUCAAAGCUUCAGGUGCUUUGAAACCAGUGUUAGCAGAAGGCUUGUUUUCCCUCAGAGAGGAGACGGGUGUCUCUGCGUCUGAGAGAAAAGCAUUUCCUUUCUUCUCUGGCCUCAAAACGCACUGUUUUCUUGAAGGUGAUUUUGCAUUAUUCAGCUAUCCCAAGUGUGCUCCUUCAUGGAGACCCCUUGCACGCGCGCACACACACAGAUCGACCACAGUCGGGCAUCAGAGGCUGCGUGUUGGGAAGCUCUCACCCGGCUCUGCUCACCACAUGCUUUGCCGUUAGCACCCGGCCCCAAGUGGCUGCUCCGGGGGCCUUAUGUGCUCAGUGACCACAGCUUCAUUCCUAACUCAAAUCCACCCACACUUAGUUCACAGUUUCUAAGUUUCCUAACUGCUUUCACACCCUUCGAAAGAUAAGUAUGUCGAUGUCUUAAGAGAUGGUACAUCCUUUGACUAUUGGAACUUGGUAUGCCUUGCUGGGGAGAAGGCGAUGGCACCCCACUCCAGUACUCUUGCCUGGAAAAUCCCAUGGAUGGAGGAGCCUGGUGGGCUGCAGUCCAUGGGGUUGCUAAGAGUCGGACAUGACUGAGCGACUUCACUUUUCACUUUCAUGCAUUGGAGAAGGAAACGGCAACCCACUCCGGUGUUCUUGCCUGGAGAAUCCCAGGGACGGGGGAGCCUGGUGGGCUGCUGUCUGUGGGGUCGCACAGAGUCGGACACGACUGAAGCGACUUAGCAGCAGCAGCAGCAGCAUGCCUUGCUGGGGUGGCUGCUUUAGUGAGUAAUCUCUCUCAGUGUGCUGGGGGACUUGUGGUGUAAACUGAGCUUUUUCAUGUACAAAACAGCCAGCCCCAGGGAUGCUAUCUGGGUUUAAGGACUGAAAUCGUGUUCACUACUGCCUGUUAAAUCAAUGGUUUCUUUUAUCAACUCCUAAAGGUGCAUCUGGAAAGCACAGCGACAACAUGAUGGCCAGAUACAAAAUCCUUGACAUUCGUGUAACUUUUUUCUAGUACAGAUUUUAAAUUACUGCCAAUUUCAAGUGUUCUUAAAGAACAAAAGAAUGGUAAUAAAUAUUUCAAGCAUGUGGAAAAUCAUAAUGAAACUUGUAUUCUUUGUAUUUUUGAUAAAAAUUCAAAAUAAACUUCUAAAUAUCUUUUGAUACAGAA